Cuculus canorus (common cuckoo) is the source of this 1816-nucleotide messenger RNA. RefSeq names its product ankyrin repeat and MYND domain containing 2 (gene ANKMY2). The transcript is spliced from 10 exons. Gene Ontology annotation, molecular function: protein binding. The coding region runs from base 282 to 1658 and encodes 458 amino acids. The record is from RefSeq and is a predicted model, not a curated record. Lineage: Eukaryota; Metazoa; Chordata; Aves; Cuculiformes; Cuculidae.
AGGAGCAAAAGAAGAAGCAAACCCCAUUUUUCAACUUCGAAAAGAGAGAUAACAGAGGAACAGGCUCCUUCUCUGGGGCAGCGAUAGUUUGGGAAGGCGGCAGAGGGAGAACGGCCGGCACACGCUCCCCCCUCUCGCCGCGCCGGGAAUGGUUCGCCCCGCGGCCGGAGCUGCGCGAGGCGCUGCCAUGCGGGGCGGGGAGGUGGAGGUGGGGGGGGCUGGUACCGUCCCGAUCCCCAUCCUGCUCCCUCCUCACGGCCCGCGGGGGCUGCGGUGGCGCCAUGGCUCCUCCCAGGAAAGGCGACCUGAGCGCGGAGGAGAAGGACUUGCUGGCGGCGAUCGCCGCAGGAAACACCGAGGAGGCUGGAAGGCUACUGGGCAGCAAGAAUGUCCGUGUCAAUUGCUUGGAUGAGCAUGGCAUGACCCCUCUAAUGCACGCAGCAUACAAAGGGAAAGUAGACAUGUGCAGGUUGCUCUUGCGACAUGGAGCUGAUGUUAACUGCAAUGAACACGAGCAUGGAUAUACUGCCCUGAUGUUUGCUGGCCUUUCAGGAAACAAAGAAAUCACCUGGAUGAUGUUGGAGGCUGGGGCAGAGACUGAUGUUGUCAACUCUGUGGGAAGGACAGCAGCUCAGAUGGCUGCUUUUGUAGGUCAACAUGACUGUGUGACUGUCAUCAACAACUUCUUUCCACGUGAAAGGCUGGACUACUAUACUAAACCACAAGGCUUAGAUAAAGAACCAAAAUUGCCAGUGAAAUUAGCUGGGCCUCUGCAUAAAAUUAUUACUACUACUAACAUGCAUCCCGUUAAGAUUGUGAUGCUGGUGAAAGAGAACCCUCUGUUGGCCGAAGUAGAAGCACUGCAGAAAUGUUACAGGGUUCUGGAUCUAAUCUGUGAGAAAUGUAUGAAGCAGAAAGAUAUGAAUGAAGUACUUGCUAUGAAAAUGCACUACAUCAGUUGCAUCUUCCAGAAAUGUAUUACAUUCUUAAAAGAGCGAGAGGAUAAGUUAGAUGGAUUUAUCAAAAGUCUCUUGAAAGGGAGAGAGAAAGAUGGUUUCCCUGUAUAUCAAGAGAAACUAAUUCGAGAAAGUAUCCGCAAGUUUCCUUACUGUGAAGCUACAUUGCUCCAGCAGCUCGUGAGAAGUAUUGCGCCUGUUGAAAUAGGUUCUGAUCCCACAGCUUUUUCUGUACUUACACAAGCUAUUACUGGCCAAGUGGGUUUUGUGGAUGCUGAAUUCUGUACAACUUGCGGGGGAAAGGGAGCAGGCAAAAGAUGUUCAGUGUGUAAAAUGGUGAUGUACUGCGACCAGAACUGCCAGAAAAUACACUGGUUUACCCACAAAAAAGUCUGCAAGACGCUGAAGGAAAUUCACGAGAAACAAGAACUAGAAGCUGCCAAAGAAAAAAGGAAACAAGAAAAAAAGCAAAAGAAAGAUGAAGCACAACUUGUAGAGGGUAGUUCUGCAAGUGAAGAGCAGUCAGAUCCUGCUCCAGAUGCUGCUGAAAAAGUGGAUCCAAAUCAUGCCGCUGACCUAAUGGAACAACUUGAAUUAACCAAAGAGACGGAGGCACAAGCCCUACACCCUGAAAGUCUACUGGAAAGUGAGACUGACUUAGCUGACGUUGCUCUUAAAAAAAAUGAAGAGCCUGAAGAGUAAGAACAGGAUAGGAAGGAACUGAGAGUUCUGGCUGCAUCCGUGUACCUCAAGGGUCGUAAAGAAUUUUUUACACUGACGGUGUCUGAGUUCUUACAGCAUGGCUUAUGCAAGGCUCCCUGUGAAAGACAGCACAUCUCUGUUCAUCGUGAGAUGAAACA